AUGACGAUCACGUAUCAAAACCAUCCUUUUGUUUUAUGGGCUGCUUGCUUUUUAUGGCUUAUUUCUAUGUUUGCCAUAACAUGGUCGCUACUUUUAUUCUUCUUUGUCGGUGAUAUACUGCUAUUGACUGGAACUGAUUUAGUUAAUGCAUUUCUACUACUCUCUGGCAUAAUAAUGCUGCCUACAAAUGUUCAUAUUCUAUAUUCUAUUGCUAAAGGAAUACGGAUCGAUCCCAAAAGUAAGGUAAUGUGCUGUCCUCUAUGGUCAUGUAUACUAUGGAUUAUCAUUAUCAACAUUAUUGGCAUUAUUUUGUGUGUAAGGAGAAUACAUUCCUGUCAAGAGACGACGUUUAAUUUUAUCAGUCAUAGCAUGAAAUAUUAUAGAAGCAUCCCAAAAUAUAAACAUUUUAUUGAUAAUUUGCAGUGGUCGCUACAUUGUUGUGGGUUAAAUUCUUACAAAGAUUGGUUCACACACGACUGGUAUGAUAAAAUACGCGAUUAUGAAUGGGAUCCCAUAGCAAAUAAACAAACUGUUCGAAGUAUAAGAGAAGCAUCUGAUAGUGUCCCCUUAAGUUGCUGCAAAAGCGGAUCUUGUAUAUCAAGUUACUUAACGGAGUUGGGUACCCAUUCUAUAAAUACAAGUGGAUGUGGUGAAUUAAUGUACCGUAUCAUCAUGAUUUCAAUGUAUGCGCACUUACUCUUGUUCUUCUUGGUUAUUAUUAUUGAGGGCUUAAUCCUACAAUUCAUAAUACGCAAGCAAGAUUAUAGCUGUGAAAACACUAAAAAGAACUUAAAACAUAUAAUGUCCGUAAAUAACAAUUUUGAAGCGUCCAGUAGUUCGUAUCAAAUGAACUCGGAGGACAGUGAAGAUUUAGAGUCGAGAAAAAAGGAAAAUGAUUAA
Parnassius mnemosyne (clouded apollo) is the source of this 900-nucleotide messenger RNA. NCBI's taxonomy places the organism in Eukaryota, Metazoa, Arthropoda, Insecta, Lepidoptera, Papilionidae. The record is from the annotation of a GenBank genome assembly.